Molecule: messenger RNA, 3162 nt
Organism: Effrenium voratum
Lineage: Eukaryota; Dinophyceae; Suessiales; Symbiodiniaceae
Source: the annotation of a GenBank genome assembly
AUGAGUGACAAAAGUCUUGAGCUUCAGUACAACUACUAUGAGGGGACCGGGCCUGAAAAAUUGCGGGAGGAGAUCGUGAUUGUCGUUGACAAGGGAAUGAGCGCUGCGCAGUUUCAAAGGGACCAGGUUCAGGGAAAGUUGACGAGAGUUUCACCGGAGGAACUAGAUCAUUCCCUGGUGAUGUACGUUGCUGAUCUUAUCAGAAACGGGUCGGACGAUUCGACGCUGCAGCAAUGGAAGCAAGUAAUGCUGAAUGUCAGCAUGCGGGUCGAAGUCACCACCGGCUAUGAACAGCGUUUCUGGAAGUCAGUCAAUCUUCGCCAGAGAUACGCUGGUACUUAUGAUGCCCUCACCAGGUCCACCAUCCAGCAGAUCUACGAACUGGUGAAAUUUAGGGAUGAGUUUCAGCCUGGAACUCGGCGUGAAAUCGCAGAGGCUUGGCAGGCGAAGGUCACGGAUUUGGGCACAAUGGUUAUUGAGGGUGUGGACUUCAGCUUUGUGGACUCCGCCAUUAAGAUCCACGACCGCAUGCUGUGCUACCCGGACGCCUUCAAUGCCAUUCAGAAGAUGGAGAUGGAGUUUGGCAAAGCAUCCUGCCUCAACUACAUCCGCGUGUUGGAGGUGAUUUGCAUGAAGGGGAAGGAGCCAGAGCAGUUGUGGAUUCUCAACACCAUCUUGGACUACAUCUUCCAGUUGAAGGAGAUCAACAACCGGGACCUCUCAACCCGCGCCCUGCAAGGUACAUCGAGCACUCGUGGGUUGCUUGAUGUCUUCCUCACCAAGCGGAAGAUGAUGCUGUGGAUCACAGAUCACUUGGCCUCGAAGAAUGUUCCGCCUGAGUGGAUCGACGUGAUGAAGGAUCUCCAGACCCAUGCCCAGUUUCGUUCCAAGGUUGGAGUGAGUUCUCGUGGCGGCGACGGGUCGGAGCAGCCGGAUCAAUCUUGGCUGGGAACGGAGCAUGAAGUUAUUCGGUUGGCCGUUGACAUCUUGAAGAAAGUGGUCUACGGCGCCUUCCAUGACCACACCUUGAAGAACUUGCUGAAAGGAUCCUCAGCGCCUGCCGACCUCUUUGCAAAGGAGCCCUUCAGCGACAUGAUGAAAGACUUGAAUGCCGCCCUGGAUGCGCACAUCCACAAGUCCAAAAAGAAUGAGGAAGAGGUUGUGGCACCCACCGUUGCCAAGGACUAUCUCACCACCUUCCUGCCCGACGGUGUCGAGCACUGCCCUGAGGACCUUGAGGAAGACUUUUCCUCUCACAUCCUGGAAGCAGGUGACCUCGUGGACCGCUUCGUGAAGUUCAUUCCAGAAUGUUCCAGCAAGUCAGAGUUGGCACAGGCGCUGGAUGGCACGGCUGUGUCCAAAAAGCAGCCAGAUGGAACAACGGCGUUGGUUGUGAUGGACACGAAGACUUGCGGUGAAAGUUCAUCGCAGCCGCAUCUGCGUUUUCCACAGUUUCGGAGCGUUGUCCUCAAAAACGCCGUCCAAGCUUUCUGCAUGGCAAGGAACAAAGAGCAGUUUGAUGAGGGUGAGAUGUGCCUGCUCUUGGACGGCUCUCGGCAGAUUUCCACCUCCAUGAUGAGCUGCUUUGUUCGUGAUGAUGGCGCUCACUUUGAGAACAAGACGAGGUCAGAGUUCGUGGUGCAUUACGACGAGAAAUCGAUGAAGGCGCGGAAGCACCUCAGCCGCGGCUUGGUGACCUGUCACGAGGGAAUGCAGGUGCUUACCAACGGUGCUUUGAGUUUGCCUGCCAGUCGCACCAGGCUCUACGGUGGAAGCAACAUGUCAACUUCCAUCGGGCCAGUUGUCCUUGAGCCUGUGGAGAACAUGUGGCUGGUGCCAGCUGAGAAGAAGAAGAUCUACGAGGGUGGCAACGCGAAAGUCUUGGCUGGUGGCGGGCUCCCAGACGCUCCUGCCAAGCCCCAGCUAUCCGGAGAGCCAAUGACUUACCACGCAAUGCCGGUGAAAUUCUACCGAGAGCUUCUGCAUUCAUUCUGUGCAGGCAACGGCGAAAAGAAUCAGAAGCGGAAAGAUGAUGGUGAGAGUGGCGAACGAAACCAGACCACCAAGAAAGCCAAGACAGAUAUCAUCGAUGCUUUGAUCAAAAUGCAGGAUGACAAGGACGAGGAAGAGGCCGACGGUCGCAACGCUGUGGUGACGGUGAUGAAGGCCUUUCCUUUGACCUUCGGGUCAGCCUGCUCGGGCAUUUGUUCUGAGCUUUUUGCGGCAGAGAUGCUGGGCCUGGAGGUGCGCCCGGUGUUCGCCUGCGAUUGCAACCAACAUGUCACGAAGGUGAGCCAACAUCUUUGGAGCCAUGAACAGUACUUCAACAACGUGUUUGACAAAGAGUUUCUUCGGGAUGCUCCUACAGUGGACUUCUUCCUGGGUGGGUUCCCUUGUCAGCCCUUUAGCCUGCAGGGCCUAGGGCAAGGAGUGGCUGAUGAAGCGAAUGGUACGGUGAUCUAUGAGCUGUUGAAGUACAUCAAAGAGCGGCAACCCACAACGUUUGUCUUGGAGAAUGUGAAGGGGCUCUUGACCCAACAUCCACAAGUGCUGAUGGAAAUUAUGAAGCACCUUCGUGGCUUGAAGGUGACGGGAACCAGAAAGCCUUUGUACACGGUGCUGUGCAAGUGCCUGAAUGCCCGCAAUCACGGCUUGCCUCAGAACCGCGAGAGAAUCGUGGUGAUUGGGAUGCUGAACGCCAAGAAAACCUAUGACUUUGCUUGGCCCAUGUCUGUUGAGAUGCAGCCGUUAACCCGCUUCAUCAACGACAAGGAUGUGGGAGAUGAAUCAGACUUGAACAGCCUCAACAAAACUGAGCUGAACAACCUACAUGAGUCCUACCAGAAAAUCCGUGCUGGGGGAGGCAAACCAACCCAGGGCUUCUAUGUCGUUAACCUGGGUGGCACAUCCUCGCACUACAACCUGGGUUACUUGCCAUGUUUGACAAGAAGCCGCUGUGGGAGCCGUGGGUACUGGUUGAGUUGGUUGAAAAGGAAGAUUACUGCGAAGGAGAUGUGGGCGCUUCAGGGGCUGCCAAAGAAGGUGUACCCGAAAGAUGUGGUCACAGAGACUCAGUUGGGCUACAUUGUUGGGAACGCAAUCCCAAUUCCGCUUCUGGCCAAUGUGAUGAGCAGCAUGUUUGACGCCUGCCCGUUGCAUUAA